Messenger RNA from Cokeromyces recurvatus, 1600 nucleotides. RefSeq names its product general substrate transporter. NCBI's taxonomy places the organism in Eukaryota, Fungi, Mucoromycota, Mucoromycetes, Mucorales, Mucoraceae. Gene Ontology annotation, cellular component: membrane. The transcript is spliced from 7 exons. The record is from RefSeq and is a predicted model, not a curated record. Gene Ontology annotation, biological process: carbohydrate transport; transmembrane transport. Bases 25 to 1599 code for a protein of 524 amino acids. Gene Ontology annotation, molecular function: carbohydrate:proton symporter activity.
UGUAAAUACAUAAUAUAAUAUAAAAUGGCCCCAAUAAUACCUACUACUACAACUAUAAAAUCAAAUAAAAAUACUGCAAAGUCGGAUGCAGGUAUUAUUUUAUAUCUAAUAACUGUAUUCGCAGCUAUUGGUGGUUUUCUAUUUGGUUAUGAUUUUGGCGUUACAAGUGGUGUAAUGGCUAUGCCACAAUUUCAAACCUAUUUUAAUCCAUUAACUCCUGAAAUUAAGGGCGCUCUUAAUUCUUUAAUGGGUUGUGGUGCAGUCUUUGGUUGUUUAAUAAGUGGUUUUAUGUCAGAUCGAUUUGGUCGAAGAGAUAGUAUUGGAGGAGCAGCAAUCAUAUUUAUUAUUGGUGGUAUUCUUCAAUGUGCUUCACAAAAUAUUGCUAUGCAAUUAAUAGGUCGUUUUAUUUCUGGUAUAUCUGUUGGUGCAUGCUCUGUUCUAUCUCCAAUGUAUAAUGCAGAAUUGGCACCUAAGGAAAUUCGUGGCCGCCUUAUUGGUUUUCAACAACUUAUGAUUGAUAUUGGUAUGCUAAUAUCUGCUUGGUUGGACUAUGGUACGAUCUAUGUUCAAAAUGAUUGGUCAUGGCGUAUCCCUUACUUGGUUCAAAUUAUCCCUGCUAUUCUUUUAGCAGCUUGUCCCUUUAUUUUGCCUCGUUCACCUCGUUGGUUGAUCGAAAAGGGCCGUACAGAAGAAGCACUUAAGGUCCUUGCGUAUGUGCAUGGGAAAGGGGAUGAACAACAUCCUUAUGUACUUCAAGAGUUUAAUGAGAUUAAUGAUAAUAUACAAUUAGAAAAUAAUGUUGCUGUUGAUUCCUAUUUGAGCAUGUUAAAGGACCCACGAAAUCAUCGUGUUCUUUGGAUUGGUUGUUCUGUUGCCAUAUUCCAACAAUUAACAGGUGCUAAUGUCAUUAUGUAUUAUGCUGCUUUUAUGUUUCAGCAAGCCGGUUUGAAGGGUUCACUUUCGUUAUUAGCCAAUGGCAUUGAUUAUGCCGUUAUGGUUAUUUUCUGCCCUCUUGGUAUGUAUCUUGUUGAUAAAAUGGGUCGUGUAAAGCUUAUGUUGAUUGGAUCUAUUGGAAUGUGUUGUGGUUUCUUUAUUAUGGCAGGCUUAUAUGGUGGCGUAGGUUAUACAGAAUGGAAUGAAGAACAACUAAGUCACGUUAUUAACAUGAGUAAUAAUCCCUCUGCCGGGAAUGCAGUGAUUGCAUUUAUUUUCAUUUUUGUUGCUUUUUAUGCUACCACUUGGGCACCUGUUGCAUGGAUUUAUAUUGCUGAAAUAUUUCCGUUAAGAAUUAGAAGUAAAGGGUUUGCUUUAGCUUCUGCCAUUCUUUGGCUUGGUAAUAUUUUAGUUGGACAAGUCACUCCUAUUUUGAUGGAUAAGAUUACAUGGGGAACAUAUAUUCUUUAUGGCGUUAUUGGUAUUGUCAUGUUGAUUUGGAUGUUCUUAUUCGCACCAGAACCUAAAGGUUUAUCAUUAGAAGAAAUUGAAGUUGUUUUCCAUGGACCUAUUAUUGUAACUAAUUUAAACUAUGAUCAAUAUUUGAACGCUCAUAAUGAAGACGUUGAAAGAAUUCGUCAAGAUAUAAAUAAUGAAAAGAUGUAAA